Molecule: messenger RNA, 1370 nt
Organism: Cryptomeria japonica (Japanese cedar)
Lineage: Eukaryota; Viridiplantae; Streptophyta; Pinopsida; Cupressales; Cupressaceae
Product: putative expansin-A17
Exons: 3
Coding region: 260-1021 (253 amino acids)
Biological process (GO): plant-type cell wall organization
Cellular component (GO): extracellular region
Source: RefSeq, a predicted model, not a curated record
UAUUGAAACUGCUGGAAUUGAGGGAACUUUUAUAGUAUAUAUAUGUGGUGGGUAUGAGUGGAAGAAAUCAUCAGUUUGCUUAGAAAGCCAUAAGAUCAGCAGUUUGUUUAGGUGGUCAUAAAUCAUCGGUUUGUUUAAAGCCAUAAGAUCAGCAGUUUGUUUAGGUGGUCAUAAACCAUCGGUUUGUUUAAAGCCAUAAGAUCAGCAGUUUGUUUAGGUGGUCAUAAAUCAUCGAUUUGUUUAGAAUCCUAUAGAAAAUAUGGGAGCGAUGGAGAUCUUGAUGGUGGUGUUUGCAUUAGUAUGUUUUUCUGUAAGAGCAGGAUUAGUUUAUGGUUGGACUGAAGGGCAUGCCACAUUUUAUGGCGGUGGUGAUGCCUCUGGAACUAUGGGUGGUGCUUGUGGUUAUGGUAAUCUAUAUAGCACUGGAUAUGGCAUACACACUGCAGCUCUGAGCAGUGCUCUGUUCAACAAUGGAGCAAUAUGUGGAGCCUGUUAUAAGAUAAAGUGUGAUGUUAAAAAGGAUCCUCAGUGGUGUCUAUCUGGAAAAUCCAUUACGAUUACUGCUACUAAUUUUUGCCCACCUAAUAAUGCUCUGCCAAAUGACAAUGGAGGGUGGUGCAAUUUACCUCUUCAGCAUUUUGACAUGGCACAGCCUGCCUUUUUGCAGAUCGCUCAAUACAGUGGUGGAAUAGUGCCUGUUCUUUACAAGAGGGUUCCUUGCAAAAGGACUGGGGGAAUCCGUUUUACCAUAAAUGGGCGUGACUAUUUUGAGCUAGUGUUAAUAAGCAAUGUGGGUGGAAGAGGAGAUAUUAUAGCAGUUUGGAUAAAGGGGUCAAACACUGGAUGGCAACAAAUGAACAGAAACUGGGGAGCAAAUUGGCAGAGUAAUUCUUACCUGAAUGGACAGAGUUUGUCUUUCAGAGUGAUGAACAGCAGAGGAAGAGUUAUCACCAUGUAUGAUGUGGCUCCUUCCAAUUGGGGAUUUGGCCAGACAUUCAUUUCCUCCAUAAAUUUUCGAUGAGUCAAAUUUGUUGCAGAUGAGUUGCUGCCCUGCAAAUUUUUUUUGGGUCUGUAACACGUAUAACUUAAUCAGAAACCACACUGCACGGUGUUAAACCCUAUUUUCAGUCAUUUUGUAAAUUGUUUUGGGCAAAGCUUUGUUUUCUACAUGUUGGGUUUUUUAUUUUGUCUACUGAGGCUAUGUCUAACAAACAGAAUUAAUUCUGGAUGUUAGAUUCAAUGAAUAAAGGACAAACUAUUCUAAGACGGUUGGGUCACUAUUGUUAGCAUUAGAUGCAAUUCAUGUAUCAUCUGCUUCCCUCCCUACUGGGAUCUUUAUGAAGAAAAUAGAAUUCAACCCUUCAUCCAAA